Molecule: messenger RNA, 959 nt
Organism: Hyla sarda
Lineage: Eukaryota; Metazoa; Chordata; Amphibia; Anura; Hylidae
Product: homeobox protein pv.1-like
Exons: 3
Coding region: 1-813 (270 amino acids)
Biological process (GO): cell differentiation; regulation of transcription by RNA polymerase II
Cellular component (GO): nucleus
Molecular function (GO): RNA polymerase II cis-regulatory region sequence-specific DNA binding; DNA-binding transcription factor activity, RNA polymerase II-specific
Source: RefSeq, a predicted model, not a curated record
AUGGUCAGACAAAGCUUUUCCAUAGACUUUAUUCUAACGGGGAGUAAAGAGGAGACACUGCCUGGGAAAGAGGCCUCAAGACCCCACAUCCCUUGUGUUCCACAGCCGCAGCCUCCAAGCAAGUACUCUGAAAGGCCCAACCAACUCAAAAGGAGAGAUCCACCAGAACCUUCUGAGGAUACCAAGAACCUUUCAGAAGAACAGGAGAAUUGUCUACAAUAUGUUGUGUCCUCUACUACCACUUCACCUAAAGGUUGGGAGAGCGCAGAUGACUCUACCACCAGUUGUUCUGAAGAUGAGAGUGAGCAGGCCCGUUCUCACAGUCCGGAGAGUGGCCUCCAAGAAGAUAUAGACCAUGGGGGCACCAGUCCAAAAAGUGACAUGCAACGCAGAAUGAGAACAGCCUUUACGUCGCAGCAGAUCUGCAAGCUGGAGGAAAUGUUCAAGAAGCAAAGAUACCUGGGAGCAUCUGAGAGGAAGAAGUUAGCAAGUUCCCUACAACUGUCUGAAAUACAGGUCAAGACUUGGUUUCAAAAUCGAAGGAUGAAACUCAAGAGACAAAUGCAAGACCACCAACAUCGGCUGACCACCUCUUCUGUGUGCUACACUCACCCCCUCCCCUACUAUCCUGGACCUCCAGUAUCUGUUAAUAACUUGCCUUACUAUCAAACCCAGACCCAUUCAUAUCAAGGCCCGGAGCCCACGUACACCACCGACCCAAGAUUCCUGUCCCCACCAGUACCGCACCAGGCCAUUAUGAACGGUGCUCAUCCAGAACAAUACAGUCCUUUUUUUAAUUCUCGCUACAUGUAGUUCAACAAUGGGACUUUUGGGAUUUCACAAAUAUUUUUUGCUGCUUUUUUGUGUUUGUUCGCCUAUUUUUGUAAGAUUUUUUGUGUUUGUCUGUUUGUUUUUGUGAUAAUUUAAAUGAUAUUCCAGUCUAUGAACUAUUUUGUGAA